AUGUCGUUGUGUAUCGAAGCGGUGGGCUUCAAUCCUUCGCAGUCAAGACUUCACGGACUUGUUCUUCACAAGAUCGCUGGCUCGCCCGCAGCUAUUGAUCGCCUUCCAAAUAUUCCGCGAUCUGAGAAGUACAGCUUUGUUAAACCACCCCCGGAAAGAAAUUUAAAGAUGGAAAAGCUGAUAAACUUCCAAGGUAAAUUGGCUUCAGUAAGGUCCAGAAUCUUUGAUAGUGAAGAAAGUUUAAGUUUAGAGAUUUUGAUUCUAAAAGACCCUAAAAAGCAUGAAUGGGCCAUACGUAUUUUCAAUCUACCUCCUAUGUGGAAGGACGGAGCUGCAGGGAAGUACUUAGACGUUGUUGGAGUUACUGCUACAAAUGAAUUAGUUUUGUCACCUCGCUUUCCAUCCUACCUUUACUACUACAAUUUCGUCAGCAAAGAUAUAUCAAGAGUUGAUAUCCAGGGAAUUGGAGCGUUUGAGAAGGAACCUAGAGCUCACGUAAUACUGAACCAUGUUGAGGAUGCCAAGAUUAUGGAAUUGUUUUAG
Molecule: messenger RNA, 543 nt
Organism: Brassica napus (rape)
Lineage: Eukaryota; Viridiplantae; Streptophyta; Magnoliopsida; Brassicales; Brassicaceae
Product: F-box protein DOR-like
Exons: 2
Coding region: 1-543 (180 amino acids)
Source: RefSeq, a predicted model, not a curated record